This is a messenger RNA of Aspergillus terreus NIH2624, 576 nucleotides long. RefSeq names its product DUF967 domain protein. Gene Ontology annotation, cellular component: TRC complex. Gene Ontology annotation, biological process: post-translational protein targeting to endoplasmic reticulum membrane. NCBI's taxonomy places the organism in Eukaryota, Fungi, Ascomycota, Eurotiomycetes, Eurotiales, Aspergillaceae. The record is from RefSeq and is a predicted model, not a curated record. The coding region runs from base 1 to 576 and encodes 191 amino acids. The transcript has 2 exons.
AUGGAAGACAAGCCCCUCGCCGCCGCCAGCACGGAUCCCCGCGAUCUCGCGGCCCAGGAAUCCUCCGCCGCCGUUAUCUUCCCCUCCUUCACCUCCAACACCGCCUGGUCUCUCGGUCUGGCCCUGCGCAAUCGCAUUCUCUCACUGCCGCCGGAUCAGCGCAAGCCCGCGCUCAUCUCCAUCACCCUGACCGGGGGCUCUGAGCCCCACGUCGUCUUCCAGUGUGCCACCGAGCCCGGCACCAUGGCCGACAAUGAGAUCUGGGUGCGCCGCAAGCGCAACACCGUGCUGCGCUGGGGCGUCUCUAGCUGGUUGAUGCGCAAUAAGAUGCUGACCAGCACGGGCCUGGGUCCUAACGAGGUCGAGGCAGCGCUGGUGCGCAAGUUCGCUCUCACCAGUACCGGGGGUGGGGGUGCGGCCGACGACUAUGCCAUCCAUGGCGGAGGUUUCCCUGUCCGCGUCAAGGGCGUGGAUGGUGUGGUGGGUGUGAUUGUUGUGAGUGGAUUGAAGCAGGAGGAUGACCACCAGGUGAUUGUCGAGGUGGUGCAGGACUUUAUCAAGAAUGGUCAACAAUAA